Paramecium octaurelia is the source of this 1030-nucleotide messenger RNA. NCBI's taxonomy places the organism in Eukaryota, Ciliophora, Oligohymenophorea, Peniculida, Parameciidae. The record is from the annotation of a GenBank genome assembly.
ACAAAUUAAUAUGGAUAAUAAAUGGAAUUAUUUCCAUUUAUUAAGUGAUCAUAUAAACAGUCGUCUGAUCUAACAUAACAUAUUUCUAAUCCAACAUUAUCCAUAUAUUAAAUAUUAUACCUAAUAUUUUAUUUUAGGUGGUAUUCAAGCAAGAAUUCAACUGAAUUAACUUCAUUCGAUGACUAUAUUGAAAGAGCAAAACCAGGAUAAGAUUCUAUCUAUUACUUGGCAGGUGAAAAUAAAGAAUAAUUGUUGUCAUCUCCAAUCAUUCAAGGCUUAAUCAAAAAAGGAUAUGAAGUCUUAUUGUUGGAAGAUCCAGUCGAUGAAUUCACAUUCUAACACUUGAAUGAAUACAAAUAAAAGAAACUCGUUAAUGUUGGCAAAGGUGACUUCAAGCAACCAGAAGAUAAUGAUGAACAAAGAAAGAAAUAAAAGGCAUUGAAGAAAGUGUUCUAACCCUUGACUGACUGGUGGAGAAAGUUGUUAUCAGAAAAUGUUGAUUCAGUUGUCAUUUCAUAAAGGUUGAUUGAAGAUCCCAUCAUUGUGGUUUCCUCAGAAUCAGGAUAUUCAGCCAAUAUGGAAAGAAUAUCAAAAGCAUAGGCUUAUUCAAGCAAGGGUAGCAAUUCUCAACAAUUUGGUAAGAAGAUUGUUGAAAUCAAUCCAAAUCAUUAAGCUAUAUAAGAAUUGUUAUAGAGAGUUAAAGAUGACCCUGAUUAAGAAACUGAAGAAAUGGCUAGAGUUCUCUAUGAAGCUGCUUUAGUCAAUUCAGGUAUAUUAUUUAAUUGAUUGUAAUCUAGGAUAUUCAAUCCCAAAUCCAGAAAAGUUUGCUAGUAGAUUCUAUAAAUUAUUUAAUUCAGCCUUGGGUAUUGACAGAGAUGCUCCAAUUAAGGAAUUCGAAGUUGAAAUAGAAGAGGAACCCGAGACAUCUUCUGAACCAACCAUCGAUUAAGAUGGAACUAAAUGGGAAAAAGUAAACACAGAUGACGCAAAAUGGGAAACUGUAAGUGAUGAUAAAAGAGAUGAUUUAUGA